GUUUCCUCAGGCUCUUGAGCUUCUGCAGCAGUGUUUUUUCCACUUACUGCAGGAUCCUAGGGAGGACAGCUGGAUGCUCGGAAGCGGGAAAUGGAGCCAGUGACCUUUGAGGAUGUGGCCAUAAACUUUACGCCAGAAGAGUGGGCUUUGUUGGAUCCUUCCCAAAAGAAGCUCUACAGAGAUGUGAUGUUGGAAGCUUUUAGGAACCUGACCACUAUAGGAAAAAACCAGAAAGAAAGAUAUGUUAAAGGUGGCUACAAAAAAUACUGCAGAAAUGUAAUUUGCACUCGCAGGAGGAAACAAAGAUACGAAAAAAUUCACAGUGGAGGAAAACCCUAUGGAUGUAAGCAAUGUGGAAAAACCUACACUCAAUCCAGUCACCUUAGAAGACAUGAAAGAACUCACACUCAUGAGAAACCUUAUGGAUGUAAGCAAUGCGGGAAAGCCUUCACUCGGUCCACUGAUCUUCAAAGACAUGAAAGAACUCACACUGGAGAGAAACCCUAUGAAUGUAAGCAAUGUGGAAAAGCCUUCACUCACUCUAGUCACCUUAAAACACAUGAACGUACUCACACUGGAGAGAAACCCUAUGAAUGUAAGCAAUGUGGGAAUACCUUUACACAUUCUAGUACCUUUCAAAGGCAUAAAAGAACUCACACUGGAGAGAAGCCCUAUGCAUGUAAGCAGUGUGGGAAAAACUUCACUCGUUCCUGUCACCUUCAAAGACAUGAAAGAAUUCACACUCGUGAGAAACUUCAUAGGAGUAAAAAAUGUGGGAAAGCCUUCCUUUAUUCCAUUCACCUUAAAACACAUAAAUGUUCUCACAUUGGAGAGAAACCCUGUCAAUGAGAGUGAUGUCGGAAAGCCUUCACUUUUUCUACUCACCUUUGAAGUCAUUUAAAGAACUCACACUAGAGAGAAACCCUAAGGAUGUGAGCAAUGUGGGAAUGUUUUCACACGUUCGAGUACUUUUCAAGUACAUAAAAGAAUUCACACUGGAGAGUAACCAUAUGGGUAUAAAAAAUCUGGGAGAGCCUUCACCUAAUCCAGUUCCUUUAAAAGACAAAAAGGAGCACACAUGGGGAGAAACUCUAUUGAUGAUAAGCAAGGUAAUAAAGCCUUCACUUGAUCCAUUCACAUACAAAUACAUGAAUGUAUUCAAAGUUAAAUUAAAAUCUAUGGGUAUAAGUAAUGUGGGAAAGCCUUCAGUUCUUCCACUCAUCUUUUAAGUCAUGAAAUCACUGUGAAGAGAAAUCCUAUGUACAUAACAAUUGUGGGAAAAGGUAUUCAUCAAUACCAGUGUCCUUUGAAUACAUGAAAUGAUAUAUACUGGAGAAAAUUUUUAUGUAUAGAAGCAAUGAGAGAAAGUCUUUGGUUAUUACUUAUAUCAGUUACCUGACUUCAUUUUACCAACUUGAAAAAACUCCAUGAGGGAUAACUAUGUGUAUUAGCAACUUGCAUGUUUGAAGAUUUUCUAACACUGAUGCAAGUACACAUUGAUUAGAAGGGUUUUUUUGGUUUUUUUUAAAGAAAUAAAACAUACAGUAUUGUCUGUAGUGACCAUGGUUCAAUGCACACAUAUGAAAGAUGGUAUGGAGAGAUACAUUGACUAGAACAGACAUGCCAAAGUGCUCAUUUUCCCCACUAAUGAAAAUACACAGAGAAUCAAAACCUGUCAUUAUACUGGAUGUACUGGUGAACACUUCAGAGGCAGGUGGAUUCUGAGAUUGGAAUCCACCAAGUUCAAGACCCUCAUGAGCUCUGUAGGCCCUGUCCCACAGAACCACCACCAGUGCUGGCAGAGAGGCUUAAGUGGUAGAGUGCCUGUCUUGCAAUCAUGAGUCCCUGAGUUUCAUCACCACUACAGACAAAAAAGGAAAAGGAAUAACAACCAAAAAGAAUCCCACUUAAAAUAUGAGAAUUCUACAGGUUUUAACUAAUUGUUUCAAAACUCACUGGAAGUUCCUCAUGUACUCGAAUACUAGAUAAGUAAUAGGAGUAAGUUGUUUGCAGAUGUGUAUAGAAUGCUCCAGAAAUACAAUAAGCACAGGAAAUUAUCAAAAGCUUGACAUGUUUUAUUAUUUGGAAAUAACUCUGGACUUGUAUUUCUCAUUUUUGCUUUUGAAAAUAAGCUUUAUGAGUCUCAUGGUUGUGUCUGUCUAGAGUGCAGAGCCAGGUUUCAUUCUGUGCAUAGUUUAGAGACCAGCAAUACUAUAUUUCAUAAAACAGUAUCUCUAUAAAAGCAAACUGUUUUGUUAAAGGGAUUGGGUUUGAGUGUAAUGGUAUUGUGUUUUUUAAAGCAAAUCAGCUAAUUAUGUUUCUUCUUUGAUUUAAAACUGUGUUGGAAUCAGUAGUGAAUUCAAAUAUAUUAAGUAUUUUUCAGUUGGCUUAGUUUUUAUGUAGCUUUGAAAUCUGAUUAAUCUGCCAUUGAGCACAAGUGUUUGUUAAUUGUUGCUGUUUUCCUUCUGGCCUCAUGUUCAGGAUCUCGGGAUCUUUACAUUUAUUUUUGUGUUUGAGCUUCCUUUUUUAUAGAACAAUUCACAUUCAUUACAUUGAUGGUGUAUUAUUUUACUUUUUGAUAUAUAUGUUCUUUAAGACUUUUUUACAUGUCUUUUACAGUCUUGUUUUCAAACAACAUGUAGAUUAAAAUACAUUAACUUUCUCAGUUACUAAAGAUAUAUAGAAAUAUCCCAACAUAAUCAUGGAUUAGAUAUAAUUUAGUUAAGUUUUUUUUCCUUUUAUUUCAAGAGGCAUUAUGUGCAUCCAACUAUAGAGUGUUUUAUCCUCAUGUAAAAUUUACUUUUCAUGUUCAUAUUGUUAUUUGUGUUUCACCCGUCAUGCCAAAAGACAUCAUGCCAGUGUGAGUGCUCUCUUGCCAGUGAUGACCAAGGCUAUGCCAUUUGUCAAAUAGGAUAUAAACAGUUGUACUGAAAAAAUAAAGGAUAUCUUUGGAAAGAAUUAAUGUGUGGUUAAUUUUUGGAAAGAUCAAUGGACAUUAGAGGAAAGUCAGGA
Molecule: messenger RNA, 3012 nt
Organism: Castor canadensis (American beaver)
Lineage: Eukaryota; Metazoa; Chordata; Mammalia; Rodentia; Castoridae
Biological process (GO): regulation of transcription by RNA polymerase II
Molecular function (GO): DNA-binding transcription factor activity, RNA polymerase II-specific; RNA polymerase II cis-regulatory region sequence-specific DNA binding
Source: RefSeq, a predicted model, not a curated record